This is a messenger RNA of Pochonia chlamydosporia 170, 471 nucleotides long. RefSeq lists its product as hypothetical. NCBI's taxonomy places the organism in Eukaryota, Fungi, Ascomycota, Sordariomycetes, Hypocreales, Clavicipitaceae. The transcript is spliced from 2 exons. The record is from RefSeq and is a predicted model, not a curated record. The coding region runs from base 1 to 471 and encodes 156 amino acids.
AUGGUCAACUCAAUGGCCUCAGAAAUGUCAUCAUUUCCGCUGUCAAUGGCGCUGUGGCCACGUCGUCCAUUGGGUUUUGUCAGAGCACGCCCAUGGUACUGCAAUAUGCAUGGUAUAGUACAUUUCCGCCUUGGCCAACAGGGAAGCAAUACCUCCUCCAGACAAGAAACGUGUAACGAACGCACAAAUUGGUCUUUUUCACGCCAUCAUUCAAUCGUAUCUCAUCCUCAGAGCAGGUGGCCGCUAAUCGAAAUCUGGAACAGGGGUGAGAACGAGCUAAACAGAAGAGCUGCAGAGUUCCACAGAAACCAGCCCAGCAAGUGGAUGACCAUGACAAAGCAAAGCUGUCCUCGGCCAAUUCCUGUUGGCCCAGCACCAACCACCAAACACAGCCAAGGCACCAUCUCGAUGGCACGGAGGAGUAUGUAUAUGCUGAAAUCUGGCUCGGCUUUUGACAACGCCGCACGCUGA